Aspergillus mulundensis is the source of this 8505-nucleotide messenger RNA. RefSeq names its product glycosyltransferase family 4 protein. The transcript has 5 exons. Bases 1 to 8505 code for a protein of 2834 amino acids. The record is from RefSeq and is a predicted model, not a curated record. Gene Ontology annotation, molecular function: glycosyltransferase activity. Lineage: Eukaryota; Fungi; Ascomycota; Eurotiomycetes; Eurotiales; Aspergillaceae.
AUGGGUAUCGAGUACCUGGGCCUCCAUGCGACGGGGUGGGAGCGCAUGACGGAGACGUGGUGGCAGCGGACACUGGCCGCGUGCCUCCUUGCAACAAUCGUCCUCGGCAGUCUAUACAUCUUGUACCUGGUCGGACGGAAGGUGCGACGCUGGUGGCGGACACGACAUGAACUCUCCGAGAUCCCCUCACACAUAGCGCGCCAGCUCGAGCGCAUACAGCACGAAACACCACGCUUGUAUACCGCCGCUGCACUCCCGGAACCGAGAUCGUUCGGAGUAUAUCUCGGCGAAUUUGCCCGCCCUCCCACCGCAGCCCAGGGGCGCCUUCUGACCCAAUGGGAUGCCCUCGUUCUCGACCCCUUGCAGGAUGGUGUGCUCGAUGCUCUCGUCAGCGCCGAUCUCACGGCAACGCAUGUUCUUGCUCGGCUGGAUGUGACGAACCUUGUCGCAUCGAGUAAUAAAGAUGGCGAUGACGCCGAGCGCGCUGUUUCGGUUGUUGCGACUGUUCUGAAGACACAUCUUAAGCGACCUACCGACGCCCAAUCGCGCUUUAAUGGCGUCCUACUUGCUGAUUUUGCGGAGUGCCUCCAACCUGUCGUUCUCAACUCCGUCGUCGCCCUCCUCAACCACCUGGGCCUGACCGUCUGGCUCGAAGUCGCGCCCCCAGCGUACCUUCCUGAGAAAACAUGCCGGGCCAUCGACAUGGCGCGCAUCCGCGGCGUCGUCUACCGCAACGGCACAAUCCUCUCAAAUGGCGAUCGCCGGAAUUACUUCCAGAUGGCCGAGAUGCGCACCGUGAUGCGCGUCGUCGCGGCCCAGAAGCCGAUCGGGGAAUCAACCCUGGCGAUGUGGGAGACGGUCGACGAUGACGUCGAUUUGACGCACGAUGUUCUCUAUCGCAGCUCCAAGUGGUGCAACUAUAACAGCGCCAUGAGCUGGAUCGGACCCCAGUCUGCGCUUACGGAUGCGAAUGCCGCAAAACAACGCACCGUCGUGCAUGAGCCGAUCGGUGCGCUCAUGUGGAUGAAGGAUGAGAGGACGCUGGCCGCGCAUGAUGUCUGGAGGCAGAAUGGCUCGAUACAACAGCUGCCCCGAGGCAACGAGAAUACGGCGCUCUAUCAGAGCCUGCAGCAUUUCAUCCCUGACCUGAAGCGAAAACUGCAACUGUAUCCGCCUCAGGCGAAACAGGUUGAGAGGCAGGUCUUUGUGAUUGAUGAGCUGACCUGGCCUACGCUGAAUGAGCCCCUUCUCACCAAUCCAUUUGCUUUUUCGCCCGAUGGACACGAUUACUCGGGCCUUGGAUGCUUCCAGCUUGGGCUUGACUGUACAGUCAAAGAUAUCGAGGAUCUGCUACAGGCCCAGCAGCAUACCCGGGAUUUGAAUCUGCUUGCUCCGUUCAAGCCAGAGGAGCUAAAGCGAAUCGCAAGCGAACUACGCGGACUGUUCAACUCGGACGCUGAGGGAGCCAGGGCCGCAAGAGAGCUCCACGAUCUUCUGAUCUCGUGCGAGGGCGAUGACAGCGACCAGCUGUGUGUCUACUCUGGCCUGCACUCUGGAUUCCGGACGCGACUGGAGACGCAGGUCUGGGGGAUGUACCAGCAUGAUACUUCUGGUGCAUUGAACAUCUAUCUUUCCAACAAGACGGAGAAAGAUCGCGCUGGGGCAAUCCUGCACACGUUCAUGUCGAGUCGAGGAUACGACCGGUAUCAAUGCUUCAUGGCCGAGGUCGCUCUGUCCACUGCGAACGGCACCCUCUCGCGGCAAUGGCAGCUUCCUCCUCGCAUUGUCGGCGAUAUUGAGCAGCUCACGCCCACUGAAGCCAUGCUCUUCCUGCGUCGUCUGUCAUUGACCCUCGACCAAGACUGUGCCGAUCUCACGGCUAAAGUCCGCGCCUGCUGCGAACACUUCCUCAUGGAUGUUCCGUCGCUCUCUCAACUCCGAGCCUUGAGCUCCAGUGAAUACCUCAGCGGCAAAAUCACCCCCGAGCAACUGAUCGCUGCUCGACUAGCCUGGUACCGCGAACAAGGCUGCUGGGCUCCAGAUGCAGCGUCUGCAACAGCCCUCUUCAAAGACGUCGACGCCCGGCUGCCCCAUAUCCUCAUGUCGUCAGAUGCGAAGACUCUAGCUGACCUGGCGUCCGUCGUCCAGCAGACCCUCCAAGCAGACCAAAUCGAUGCAGCGGCGGACAUCUUUGCCCUCUCUGUCUUCUGCGCCUUCCGACGGCUGUCCUUCAACGAGAUGUACCUUGAGGUCCUCGACCGGAAUCCCCUUCCCAAUGGACACACCGUGCAAGCCGCCUGUUUCGCUGAAAUGUACGCACUCGGCGCCCGCUGCGAUCUCUUCUUCGACAUGACGCCGAAACUUCUGGGGAAGAUCAUCUCCGCUAAGUUCCGGGCAUACUAUGACGAGCACCAGCCAACGCGCCGAGAAGACGGAUUCACUGAGCUACCUACUGCGUAUGCGUCCAUGGAUAUUGAUCUCGAUCCGAAGGGCGACGAGCGCGAGACGCCGUGGUACUAUCGCAUCACCUUCCUCGGUAUCUUCGCUCUGCCAGCGCUCAUUGAUAUCACGAUGCUUACAACGGUCGGACGUGGUCUGUACCUGACGACCUUCAUGAGCAACACUGACAAAACGCUCGCUACGACGGCGCUCAUGGUUGCGCUGCUUGUCUGCGGUGGAUUCGGCUCUUGGAUCUCGUCUGGCGGAAGCUACUAUCUCUACGCCAUGGCUUUCCCGGCAAUGAGCAUGUUCGUCAUGACGCGCUUUAUCGCUGGUCUUGCCGUAGCGCUUGUUGGUGGUCUCAUUGCCAUGAUUGCCAUCGGCUGCGUCAAGGGCUUUGCAGCUGGCGUGCUGUUCUUCCUCUACUUCUUCUUCCUGAGUACCUAUCUCAUGCUCCUUUCAGUGCUUGCAAUCUACCAGAUGCCGGGCUUCCACUUUCAGUCCGGUCGAACAGUUAUCAUGUCCUGCAUCCCGAUCUUAUUUGUCGGGCCGAUUGUCACGCUGUGGGUUGGACAUGACAGUGUUAUUUACCUCUGCCUGCUGGGGCUGUUCCUUCUUUCGCUCCUCCUCGGUGCCAGGCGCGUCAUCGCCCAGUGGAACAGCUGGUACCUGAACAUCCCGCGCGUGACAGACGGCGAGGUCGUGAGCUGGUACGUCAAGGCGCAUCCGGGCGUCGAUAUCAAAGACAUGACUUCGUCGACGACUCCCCGCAAAGCGCUCUUUGAAGCGAUGCAGAAGGAACGGAAGAGGCAUUUCUGGACCAAGGCCACGAACGACGAGUUUGUCAAGACAAUGGCAGACGGCUACGAUGCGACCAUGUUCCUGCUCGUCUGGUACUGUCGGUACUCGCGCACGAAGAUUCCUCUCCCCUACAGUCCGACCUGGAACCUGCAGCUUAAGGCAGCCAUCGACACCCUCGGCGAUAUGCAAAAGGGUCUGAACAUGCACUCGGCAUUCUUGCACUGGCGACACACGGGGGCAGAUGUGUGGUGCGGCAUCCUGUACUUUAUUAUCGCGCUCAUGGACAAGUGGACUGCGCUCUUCACGGGCGAAGCACUUGUUGGUCUGUCGACCGCAAGCUCCUCCGAGUACAGACUUUCGGUUGGCUUUGGCCUGGGCUACUACCUCGCCGGUGCCCUCAUCCUGGAUGCAGUGUCCCAGCCGCUCUGGACGGCCGUCACGCAGCGCACGCCCAUCCCCGUCAAGAACCUCAGCAGCCUGCGCUCCGUCCUCGCCAGCAACUUCGGCGACAGGAAAACGCUGUACUGGAGCAACCUGACGAAGUUCUUCUUCCUGCAUAUCUGGGGCACGGCAGUUACACUGGCCCUCAUGUGGGCGUUUGAGUCCUCCCCGAAGGCGACCAUUAUGUAUCUGGCCUACAUUGGCGCGUACUCCGGAUUGUUGUUUUACCAGUACAACCGUAUCUUCACUGGACCGGAAGCAGCACGGUGUCUUGCGCUCGGAUCGGUCGUUGGUUUCGUUAUUGGAAUCACCAUGCAUAGCGUUAUUGCGAGCUUUACCUGGAGCAGUGUGAUUUGCUUGGGGAGUGGCACUUGGACGGCUGCCAUCUACUCUCUCUGGCUGGGCGACGUGGGCAUGCCCAAGUUUGGACGGAAAGAUACGCCUGUCAUCGCAAAGAACAGCGAUGGCCCUGCGCCGUCAUACACGACCAGCUCUCUGGAGCCCUAUCUGGAUCUCUCCCCGACAACCGUGACGCAGACAUUCGACAACAUCAAUGCCCUUGCUGAUGACUUCCGUCACAAACUGGACCCCGAGUCUCAUCCAGGUAUCGAAGUCAAGGAGGUCAUCCUGUCAAACUCGGGCUUUCAUAAAUCGGCCCUUGUUCAAGUUGCCUUCCCUCAUGCAGAGCAACUCCUACGCGAUGUUGUCCGCCAAUGGGUCUCCGGCCAGACAACCAUCGAAUUCGUAUCCGCCGAGCACCUUUUGCAAACCGAACAGCGUAUCCGAGCUAUUAGCCGGUUAGUUGGUGAGAAGCUACACAUCUUCAUCGUCAUCGGCCCGGGUCUCGUUGGCCAAGACUGGACGACGAAUAUCCGACGCAACUGCCGGGCCAUUGCAGAGGCCGUUGUGCAGGCCACGGCCGAGGCGAAGUUUGGCUUCAGCCAUGAUGCGUCGAUGAUGGCGGAACUGCUGGUUGGGGACCAUCGGGAUGAUUAUGAUCUCUCUGUCCCGGAAGGUGUCAAGUAUCAGCUUGAACGGAGUCCUGCGGAGUGUGCUCGCGUUGCGAACCACGGGCAGCGCACGUUCCUACGCCACCUCCUGCUCGGCAUCGACUGUGAUCUGGAAUGGGAUGGUCUACCACGGUCAGCACGCUCAUUCCUUCUGCGUCGGUGUUCUGGAAAGCCAGGUCGACUCUCAUCCGACGAACUCGUGUGGCUUCAAGGCCGGGUUGGAAGCGACGACCUCGAGGAGCUCGGUGCCUACGUUGCGAGAUAUAACCUCGGCGUUGCGAUGUCUCUAUCCGUUCGCCACUACGCCCAGCGCUGGAUGGAGCACGAGACAUACCCUACCUACCCGGUCUUCCUGGACACGACCUACGAAAAGCCAAUCCAGGCCCUCCUGCCUCCGCCCAUCGGCUCGCAUCUGCGCUUCACGGACGCACUCAAGCUCUCUUUCAAGCAGACUUGCCACUCCAUCAAGACCUGUCUCAAGUUCCUGGCCAUCUCUCUUGUUGCGGACCCGCAGUACCAGCGUGAACUUGAGUACAUGCUGCGCGGGCAGCCUUUGUUCCUCGCGGUCCCAUUGCAGUUCCUGUUGAAUAGUGUCUGGAAUAUCGUCAAACUGCUGCAGCGCAUUCUUAUCCCGUUGGUACUACUUCAUGGGAGAGAGAAGAUUAGCGAUGUCUACAAGAGUACGCGCGGUUGGAAGACCGUUCUUCACAAAGACAGGAUUGUGAUUGAAAGCCUCGAAGGCUUGACGACUUGCUUUACUCGAGCCCAGGCCGACGGGACGACAUUGCUCUACCAGUACGCUGGAAACCAUACCCACGAGCCGAAGGACAACAAGACAUUGCUGGCUAUCAAUACGUAUGUCGACAAACUCAUCCUGAAGCGGCGAGAGGAGUACAAGGCCGGUCAGGUGGUCAACGACUUUACAUACGAGUACGCUGAGAACGUCAAAAAGAGCCGCCGUGGCCGUGUCCUUCCUAUCCAGCGGGUCUGCACAGCUGGCGAGUCGGACGGUCAAACCGUCGUCUACAACGAAAGCGGGUAUAUCGUCUCGGGAUCCUUCAUGCAAGACGUCAACCCAGUGCGAUUCACCUACAGUUUCCGCAAAAACGCCAGGUUCGACGACGAGCUGCUCCGUGCUGAGUACGUUUUCCCUCAUAUCACUAUCAGAGUGGCCUGGUGCAUGCCGCCACCGAACCGACCAGAGCGCGAGGAGAAAUGGAUUCCGUACCCGCGUGUCAGUCAAGCAACCUUCAUCGAGCCGAACAGCGUGCAUCAAGCAAAAUGGACAUACGACCACAAGUUCCACCCUGUCAUUUCGACAACGCUGAACGGGGAGCCUGUGGAGACGCCGGACAUGAUCAGCAAAGACUGGUUCCAUGUCCUGGACAAGCCGAGUCGGAGUUCUUUCUUGCAUGAUAACCCGCUGUUCUUCUUCAGGAGCACGAGGGCAAAUGUGUUUAGUCGGAUGCUAGGGUUGAAUGUCAAGACAAGACCGAUUCCGACGUCUCGAGCACGAACGCAUCUGUGGAAGGCGUGGAAGGCAGGCAAGGACUUCGAUGCUGUGACCACCACCUGGCUUGAUGAGUUGCUGUUGCGAUCGGACAGCGUUCUGCGGCCGUACUGGCGGAAUCGCGACUUUGGACGCCUUGAUGCCGCGGGUGAUUAUCUUGAUGCGCAGGUUGAUACGAUCUUGGCCCGCGUCGACAUCGACCCUGAUAUCUCGUCCUGGACGCAAAUGGCGUUUAAGAUCAGCGACCUGUACAGCUUUGGUAUUGGCGGAGAUGCACGCAUCAACACGCGUACACUGUCUACUCAGUUGCAGGAUACCUCUACACAGCUCCAUGUUCUCGCAAUGGACACCGCGACAUGGCCGAACGAGCCCGGUGGUGUGUCUGCGUGCCGACGGGACAUGGUCAACGACCUGAAGGGCAUAAGAUGGCACAUCAUCUCCGAGAACGCAAAUGACUACGGCGUCCCCAAGUUCCAGAUCGAGCGGAACGUGCAGUCCCUGACUGUCCUGCCGCAGUGGGGUCUGGACUUCCUGAAUCCCACCCACGGCGUGUUCCAGAAUACGCUGGACUCUGCCGUUGUUGAACGGAGUCAGGAUACGAGGAAGGAAGAUAUCAGGAAGCACUUUGUCCCGAUACUAGCGAAGCUCGUGCGGUGUGCAAGGACGAGGAAUCUCAAACGGUACCAUAUCGAGGAGGCGACCAACGCCCUGGUUGACCUGAAUGCGUACUUUGAGGCCGGUCGCUCGUGGAAUGAUGUCUGGAUGAGCGAUACGGUCAAGACUGCCUGGCGCGAGCUCUGGCUGUCGGACGAUGUCGACGAUGCGACGCCUGUUGAGAAGUGGUGGGAUGCCGAGCAUCCUUCUCUGCAGCAGCUGGAUACCGCGUUGGAUAUGUGGCAUCGCUACCUCUUCAUCUUCUCGAUCCCCGUCCCCGAGCGCAUCCCCGACGUCUUCCAGGCAAGCCACCACUUCACCGGCGCAACCUACGGCGUCCUCUGCAAAGCGAAGCGCAAGUGCGCCCUGCACGUCUGGGACCAUUGCGUUUCGUUCCGCGAAAUGACCACUUUCCUGUCCGCAGCUGUAUCCUUUGACUCCUCUUUUGUCAAUACCACGCUCAUCUCGCUCGGCCAUCUUGCUUGUGUGCUCAUUGAGCAUCAUGCCGACGUGGUCUUACCCUGCGCUGAGUACUUUAACCCUGGGUGGGAGAUUGAACUGGGAACAGCCGAGGGUGCACUCCAGCAUCGUCGUGCUUUUGCUCGCAAGAUCGACCCCGUUGUCAAUGGCAUCACGAACAUGGAGCGGUACAAGCCCAUUGAGACGAUCAAGACGGAGACGCCGACCGUUGUGAUGCUGUCGCAUAUUCGGUAUGUGAAGGAUAUCAAAACAGCAAUCAUGGCCACCGACCUCAUCGUCAACAAAUGGGGGUUCCGCGACUACCGCCUGCACAUCUACGGCGACAUGGAGCGCGCCCCCGCCUACGCCUCCGAAUGCCAGGAGGUCAUCGCCUCCAAGGGCCUGCGCGAGCACGUCGUCCUCAAGGGCCUCGGAAACCCCUCCAUCGUCCUGCAGGACGCCUGGCUCUUCAUGAACUCCUCCACAAGCGAAGGCCUCCCCCUCGCAAUGGGCGAAGCAGCCCUAACCGGCGCCCCCGUGGUCUGCACCGACGUCGGCGCCUCCUUCUGCGUCGUGACGGACCGCAGCACGGGAAAGCGCUUCAGCGAAGUCGUCGCGCCAAAUGACUAUGAUUCGCUUGCGCGCGCGCAGAUCCGCGUUCUUGCCUUAUUGGACAAAUGGGCGCCUUUCGCUGAGGACGAAAACGGCGCUGUCGUCCCUGAACUCCCCUUCCACCCAACCCCCGACGACAUAUCCGCCAUUUCGGCACGGAUGUAUCAGAAAGUCGAGCAGCGCCGGAAAUUCGGCAUGCUGGGCCGCGCGAACGUCCUGAACUCGUUCUCCAGCCAUCGGUAUCUAAGAGAACACGAACAACUCCUUUGGAUCGGGAAGUACCAGAGCCAGAGCUUCGUUGCGCGGUCUGCGGUUAGCAGUACCGUCAACUCGAGCGAGGAGGGCUUGGGGCUGGGCUUGGGCGUCAGCGAGAAGGAAGUCAAGGCCGCGAUGAGGCUUUAUGUCGGCAAUGUGCCCCUGCCGCUGCCGAGUCCUGGUCUCACGGGCGGGAGUGGGACGCGCACGCCGGAUUCGGCUUACCAGUACCAGUACCAGUAUCAGGUUGGUGGGGGACGGCCGUGGAGGGCGUGGAGGGAUUCAAGGAAUGCGAGUUCGAGUGGGACGAGGACGCCUGUUUGA